AUGUCGUUCUUAUCAAUGCCUGAUGACGAUGACAAACUUGAUUUCAGCAUGGGAACUCCAAAGGGAUCAUCCAAACUUUCAUCUCUAUUCGAUGCUGAUCGUGCGUCUAAUCGUCUUGGAAAUGAAUCGUUAACCUACACUCCUCCUAAACAGCCAAAGAAAAAUCAGCAAGCUGCUGAUGGAGAGUCACAACCAUUAACUAACCUCAAGGCUGCUGCAGUUCAUGCUUACCGCAUUGUAAAUGGACAAUACCAGAACGUGGGAAAAUUGGGUAUCGCCUUGCUGGGGAAUUAUUCUGCUGAAAAUUAUCAGCUAUUGUUAUAUGCCGGUAAGCAAAAACCAGUAUCCAUGGCCAAAAUAACAUCAUCCUUUACCUUUACGUUGCAACCGAACAAUUACGCAUGUUUUUAUGAUGAUAACCGAUUAAUGUGGUCUGUAUGUUUUGAUUCUGAAAAGAUUGUUCUUGAAUUUAGUCAACAGAUUGCAUUGGCUAAAUCAAAUUCAAGUGGACAUUCUGAACUAAUAAUGCAAGAUCUAAUUAUGGGAGAAGGGCAGAGUGUUAAAACGGAUGAUAUGGUCGAAAUGCAGUAUACCGGUUGGUUACUGAAGAAUGGAUCAAUUGGACAGGAAUUUGACAGUAGCAGUAAAAAUGAUAAACCCUUCCGUUUUCGUAUUGGUGCUGGUAAAACUAUCAAGGGAUGGGAUGAAGGUGUCGUUGGUAUGGCAAAGGGUGGAAAGAGAUUUCUUGUUAUACCUCCAGAGUUAGCCUAUGGAUCUAAGGGUAUAGGGGAUCGUAUUCCACCAAAUUCAACUUUAAUUUUUGAAGUAGAACUAAAAAAAAUGACAGAGGCUGACCAGAAAAGAUCAAAACUUAUUUCUCGCAUGUCGAAAAUGGGUGUUAAUGCAUUACCGUUUGUUAUUCCUUCUCCCGCAUCGACCGAAAGCAAUCUUGAAGGAGUUGAGGAACGAGCUCGUUCAAGCAGUAGAAGAUCCGCUGAAGAGCAAUCUAUAAAUUCAUCCGAUAGCUUAGUAGAAAUGCAGAGUGAAUUAGAACAGCAGCAAAGGAAAUUAGCCCAACAACAGAUAGAACAAGAACAACAAGAACUGGAACUUCUAAAGCAGAAACAAAUUAUUCAAGAAAAACAAAAACUUUUGGAGCAGCAAAGACAACUAGAGCAACAGAAACAACAGCACGUAGCUUUGUAUCAAUCGUCACAGAUGGUAGGGACGUUAUCAACACCUCAGAAUGUACCUGCAUCUGUUGGUGUAGUAAAUCAGUCAAAUACUUAUCCUAGUCAAGCUCAGUCUACAACUUUGUACCCAACUGGUGUUUACCAACAGCCUGGACCACAAACAGUUAAUACUGGGGAUAGUGGCAUAAUGUCUGCUUUACUUAACGAAAGUAGGCAUCAAAAUUCUGAAAUGAGGAGAUCCAUUGAAAAAGUUUUAGAUAAAGUUGAUGGAGUAUCUAGUAAGCUUGACAAUUAUCAAUCGAAUAAUUUGGCAAUUGUUCAAAGUGGUGGCCAAGGUGUGAUGGAAGCUGAUGUGUUAUUUAGAAGUCUUCAGAAACAUUUUCAGGAUAAUGAGAAGAUGAAAAAAGAAUUGUUGGAAAAGAAUAGCAAGAUUGAAUCGCUAAAUGACAAAAUUUCAGAACUACUACAACAAAAUCAAAAAUACGUAGAACAAAGUCAUGUUAUAUUAGAACAAAGAAACGACUCUUUGAAGAAUACUGCAGCUCAAUCUCAGUCUAGGGUAAUCGCUUUAGAACAAGAAAGACUAGAAUUAACGAAUUCGUUAGCUAAAGCAACUGAUAGUCUGGGAUCUAUUCAGAAAGAGGUUAUUGGCUAUAAACAAAGAGAAUCUGAUCUUCAAUCAUUGGUUGCUAAAGCGGAAGCGAAUGCUAAGACUUAUAAAGAUCGAUGGGAUGAUUACGAUAAACAAAAUACUGAUUUGAAGGAAAACCUUGAGCAAGCUAUAAGGGAUACAAAAGAUGCCAAGAAUAAGAAUAAGAACCUAGAGUCAAAAUUAUCAUCUGUUCGAGAUGACCUUUCAGAUUUGCAACAGGAGAAGGAAACACUUGAGAAGGCACUGGAGGAUAGAAAGAAGAAAAAUGCAGCUGACAAAAAAAGAUUACAGGCAGAACUUGACGAGAUGAGAUCUACUCACGAUGAAGAAUUAAAUGAGCUUCAUCAGAAAUAUCUAAAACAAAAAUCUAGCACAAACCUUACGCAAGAGAUUGCAAGGGUGGAAGAAGAUUUAGAAGCCAGGUGGAAUAAAAAAUCUUCGGAUAUGGUUGCAAGUUGGAAAGAUAAAUAUAACAAAUUAAUGGAAGAGAAAACCGAUUUGGAACGUAAACUUAAUGCUAAUUCAUUAGCGUUAUCUAAAAUGGAAGACUCUACAAACGCUGGAACUGCAGAACAAAAACAAACGCUAGAGCGAAUUGCAGAAUUAACCAUUAUUAGUGAGAAUUAUGAUAAACUAAAAGUAGAAAAAGCUGAAUGUGACAACGAAUUAAUAUCUUUACGUGAGAAGGCUUCUAAGUUAACAAAUUUACAAGACAAAUACGAUGAAGUGUGCAAUAAGCAUUAUGACUUCCGGGAAGAAGUAAAGGCGAAACUCUCUAGAAUAGCAGAGGAGCAAGAAGUUAUUAAAAAUGAAAGUUAUGAAGAGGGCUUCAAGGCUGGAAAGAUGGCUAGUGACGAUGAAAGAUCGAAUGAAGUUGUAGCUGAAAGUAAAUCCGGCAGUACUGACACAAACAAUAAGGACGAUAGUAAUGAAGUUGAUGGUGAAGGUGAUAAAGAAGAAAAUGAAGACGAAAAGAAAGGAGUAGCUGAAGGGAGUGAUAUUUCCGGUAAGGUUACCGAAGAAAAUCUAGUUGAAGGCCGUCAUGGAGAUAGUAGUAAUGAACCAGAAGAUAGUGAAGGGGAUCGUCAUAAGGAAGUUUCUGAAAGUCAAAAUCAACAGGAGACUCAGGAAAAUGAGAAACCUUCUGAUGACAACAGUAAUACGGAAGCUUCUAUUACUGACGCGAUUAGCUCCGAUGUAGUUGCCUCACAAAAAUUCGUUGACGAGAAACAGGAUAACGCGGAAGAUGCUGCUUCCUCUCGCUCUCCAGAAUCUGGCGAUAAUUCUACGAAAGGCGAGUCCCCACCUCCAAUGCCUGAAAAAGAAGUUAAGGAAGCAUCAUUAUUUGAUGAUGAGGACCAAGACUUGGACUGGAUGAGUUAA
Molecule: messenger RNA, 3228 nt
Organism: Trichoplax adhaerens
Lineage: Eukaryota; Metazoa; Placozoa; Uniplacotomia; Trichoplacea; Trichoplacidae
Exons: 20
Coding region: 1-3228 (1075 amino acids)
Molecular function (GO): peptidyl-prolyl cis-trans isomerase activity
Source: RefSeq, a predicted model, not a curated record